Messenger RNA from Capronia epimyces CBS 606.96, 3030 nucleotides. RefSeq lists its product as uncharacterized. The coding region runs from base 1 to 3030 and encodes 1009 amino acids. NCBI's taxonomy places the organism in Eukaryota, Fungi, Ascomycota, Eurotiomycetes, Chaetothyriales, Herpotrichiellaceae. The transcript has 5 exons. Gene Ontology annotation, biological process: DNA-templated transcription; positive regulation of transcription by RNA polymerase II. The record is from RefSeq and is a predicted model, not a curated record. Gene Ontology annotation, molecular function: zinc ion binding; sequence-specific DNA binding; DNA-binding transcription factor activity, RNA polymerase II-specific.
AUGAGUUCGGAUGUCCGGAUCUCCUCCAAGAAACGACGCCACAGUAAAGCAUGUACACGGUGUCGCAGGCGCAAGAUCCGGUACCCAACUUGCGGCGCCUGUUCGACCGCUGGGGUGGCCUGCUUGGGCUUCGACUCGAUCCACCGAGUCGACAAGCCUCGGAGUCUAGUGUCGUACCUUGAACAAGAGAUUGCUCGUCUGGAGGGCGAGUUGGGUCAUAUCCAGGGCCAAGACCAAGACCACACCCAGAGCCAUGGCCAUGGCCAGGACGACAACAGCAAUGGCAGCAGCAGCAACAACAGCCACAAGAACGGCAUUUCCGAUUCCAUCCCUGCCCUUGCCCCUGCCCCUGUGUCCAUCGAACGAUUGUCCCGGAGUGUGGCUGCCGCUUCGCUCGCACCGCUUAACUGCUCUCGGAGGCAAGAAAGAAGUCUGCUGUGGUUCAAGUCGAACUUUUUCCUGGGCAGUUCCCCCGUGCCGUAUUUCAGCCGCCGGACUCAGACCCAGAUCCAGGGCCAGAGUCGCAGCCACAGCCAGGAUUCACAUCGUCCUGGCACGCUGGAACCGGUCGAAGUGGUGCCUUCGCCGAGUGCCGGUACUGGGACUGGGACUGGCAUUGAUAUUGGUGUUGGUGCUGGUACUACACCCAAUAGCACCACUCACGGCACGACCACCACCACAAGCACGAGCAAACUAUCCUCCAUCCCCCGCCACGUCGUGGACACUAUGUUGAAACACUACUGUGAAAUUUACCGGCCACUGUAUCCCGCCAUUGAGCAGUCAGAUCUCUACGACGCCUGCGAUCGCGUCUACAACAACGCCGAGCCGUCUGCCUUUGACAUUUUCUGUGUUCACAUCACAUUGGCCAUCAGUAUGCAAACCCUAAUGCAUCGCGACGAGAAGCGCGCCACCACGGCGUCGUACGGGUUUUGGACCACCGCCGCCGGUCUUCUGGACCAACUGGCUUCGGCGGAAACGAAUCCCUGGGAGCGGCUGCAGAGCCUACAGCUGCUUGCGCACUACGGCUUCAUGAACCCCAAAGAUGUCGACUGCAAGAAAUGCACGGCGGCCGCCACUCGACUGUGCUUACACCUGGGAUUGCAUCAAGAUUCGCCGGCGGGUCCGUCAUCAGCGUCGACAUCGCGAUCGUCCCAGAUAGCCUUGGACCCAGAGCUGCUCAACCAUCGAAGAAGACUGUUUUGGAAUUCAUACAAUAUUGAUUGCGCAGUUCACACCGUACAAUGUCGACCGUUUCUAUGGCCCGGAUCUACCUUCACGACCAAGUUUCCCGACUACGACCACCCACAAACCUCGACCAGUCGGCAAUUCUGGCUGCUGCGCGACCUGGAGUCGGAAAUCACGCUGAACAUGUACUACCCGUGGUCACGGGCCGAACCCGUGCCGUGGACAGCGGGCUUCAGCGCCUGGUUUGCACACAUCUCGGAGCGACUAAACCAGUGGCACCAGACGACGCGGGCCAGUAUCAACUUUGGCGAGAAGAUCGAGUUUCACGAACUGCUGUUCCAGUGCCAGAUCUUGCGGCUCAACCGGCCGUCCAUCCGCUGCCCGAACCCGGGCGCGGAAAUGCGCAAACGCGCCCUGCUGGCCGCCAUCGCCCUGAUCAAGGAAUUCAGCGUCGUCGAUCGCGUCGGCAAGCUGUUUAAUAUCUGGCAUGCCGCUCACUAUAUCGUCGAUGCAGGCGUCUAUAUGCUCACCACGGUGUUGAUGAGGAUGCGUAUGCAUGCGCCGAAACCCAAUUUCAAUCACAAUCCUAACACCAAUACUGGCAACAAUAGCACCCACAACGAUAGCCACAGCAAAAACAAUGACAAGAAUCACAAGAGUGCUAUUGGUACUGGUACUGGGACUCGUAUUAUAGCUGGCACUGCCACUGCCACAGAUGGUACUACUAACAUCGGUGCUGGUAGUGGUAGUGGUGUUACUGGCAGUGCCGCCGGUAAUGGUAAUGGUCAUGGUCAUGGCCAUGGCAAUGGUACUGGCAACGGCAACGGCAACGGCAACGGCAACGGCAACGGCAACGGCAACACAUAUCUCGACGGAGACGAAGUCGGCCUCUUGCCCAAAUAUCUCCAGAUCUUCCCGCCUCUGCUGUGGAAGAUAUCACGUCGCUGGCCGAACAUCACACCACACGCCGCGACUCUAGACGCCAUUUCAAGCGCCGUCUUAUUGAAGUUGAAGCUGUGGCUGAACGGCGAGGCGAUCAGCGACUCGGACCUUUUCAUGUUGCAGGAUGAGCUGGAUCGGUUUUCGUUCACGUCGUCGUCGUCGUCGUCGUCCUCAUCGUCUUGGAGGGCAGAAGGUGAAGGAGAAGGAGAAGGAGAAGCUAGUAGUCAACACAAAACAACCGAACCGAAAACACAAAACGUCGACAUGGACAUGGAUGUGGACAUGAACAUGGCCAUUGACAUCAGGACCAGGACCAGGACCGGCACCGGCACCGGCACCACUACGACGACGACUACGACGGCAGGCUUGGGUUCACGUUCACACCCUACCGCCCUCGAUGGAACAUCAGGUGUAGAACCAGUCGCAGUCUCAGUCUCAGUCUCAGAUCCCAAUCGCCUACUCGCCCUCGACCCUGCUACUGCUGUUGCCGGCUUUCAUCAAGUAUCCAUGCCCAUACCCAUGUCCAUGUCUACGAUCGAGGCUGAGGCCGGGUUAGGGUCAGGGUCAGGGUCCGGGGCUGGAUUCGGUUUGGGCUCAGGUUCAGGCUCAGGCUCAGGCUGGCUCGACUUUCACUCCUCCUUGGGACCGGGUCUCUCCGACUCGGCUUUGGCCUUCUCCAAUCCGUCUCUAUACACCUCCACCUUCGACGGCGUGGCCUUGAACUUGGACUUGGACUUGGACGCUGACAUAGACGUGGAUGUGGACGCGCUGGGCUGGGAUUUUUCCUUCACUGGCUCCGAUUCGGAUGAGAUCUUGGCCGCCUUGCUCAACGACGUAGAUGGAGUCGUAGACGGAGAUGGAGGUGGAAAUGGAGGGUCUCUGAUGCCGGACAGGCUGGAAUAA